AAAGUCACAGUACAUGAAGUACAUCAAAGUCAAUCAUGUCGUCUGUCCGUUGAGAUUAUUAUUACUGUGGUCCGUUAUUUGCAUAAGCUUUCAUUGCAGUAUCGACCAUCGACUUAAUUAGAAUUAAUUAAGAAGUUGUUUAGCAGUCAGUGAUAUAAGUCAGUCUGUCUAGAGUAGUCCAGCCAGACAAACACAAAAAUAACGAAGAAAACCUGCUGGCUGUCUGAAGAUAGAUUAGGUACCUACAUAGUCUGCUGAACCAAACUUGUUCCUGAAAAUAUUUAUUUCAUUGUAAUGAACCUGUAGCUGUACUUCAAACAAAGUGAAACUUGGAAUUGUUCAUCAACGUAACGUAAACAAAAAGCAAUAUCUGAAUAUUAAUGGUUAUUCGAUAAAAGGUUAGGUUGCCUAAGGCAAAAUGAAUUUUGUAUCAAGAUUUGGAGGAAGCAAAUGUUUAAUAAAAAGACUAUGUGUUAACAAAUCAAGAUACAUUUCAAAUCAGUCAAUUCUUGGAAUAGAAACAUCCUGUGAUGAUACAGGCUGUGCAAUCAUUAAUGAUCAAGGGGACUUACUUGCAGAAAGUUUACAUUCCCAACAUUUGAUGCAUUUGAGAAAUGGUGGCAUUAUACCAGACGUAGCUCAAGAUCUACACAGGUCUAAUAUCAAGUCAAUUGUAUCAAAUACAUUAGACAAAGCUAAACUCACAGUGGAAAAUAUUUCAGCAAUAGCGGUCACUUUAAGACCAGGUCUUCCACUUAGCCUUGCAGUGGGCAUGAAAUAUGCAAAACAAUUAGCACGCCGUUACAAAAAACCUAUAAUACCAAUCCAUCACAUGGAGGCUCAUGCUUUAGUUGCUAGGAUGCAUCACAAUAUAAAAUUUCCCUUUUUGGUUUUAUUAAUAUCUGGUGGUCAUUGUCUACUGGCUGUUGCUCAAAAUGUUAAUAAAUUUAAACUUCUGGGUGAAAGUAUGGACAGUGCCCCUGGUGAAAUGUUUGAUAAAGUUGCAAGACAAAUGAAACUAAGGAAUUUGCCUGAAUAUUCAAAAAUAUCAGGAGGUCAAGCAGUUGAACUGGCUGCAUCAAAAGCCAGCAACCCACAUAUUUUUAAACUGCCCUUGCCAUUAGCUGAGUAUAAAGAUUGCAAUUUUAGUUUCAAUGGUUUAAAAACAGCAGUUUUACUUCAUCUCCAUAGAAAAGAAAAAGAGCAUGAUAUUGUAGCUCAUCGAUUAAUACCGGAAGUGAAUGAUUUAUGUGCUGCAAUGUUAAUGGCUACAUCAAGACAUUUAGUACACAGAACACAGAGAGCAAUUGCAUUUUGUCACAAUAAUAACCUGAUACCACCUGAUAAUAAACAGCUGGUGGUUUCUGGUGGAGUUGCUUGUAAUAAUUACAUUUUCAAUGCUUUGACCACAUUAUGUAAUGAAAUGGAUUAUCAAAUUUACAGACCACCUCCUAAAUUAUGUACUGAUAAUGGAAUAAUGAUAGCUUGGAAUGGAUUCGAAAAAUGGAGGCGAAACAUUGAUAUAGUUACAGAUUAUGACUCCUUAGAUAUAAAAGCUUCAAGUCCUUUGGGUGAAAAUUUAAUUCAAGAUGUUAUUUCGGCAAAAAUACCUAUGAAAUUGAUGAAAUUAAAGUUAUGAAAAUUGU
Molecule: messenger RNA, 1646 nt
Organism: Amyelois transitella
Lineage: Eukaryota; Metazoa; Arthropoda; Insecta; Lepidoptera; Pyralidae
Product: tRNA N6-adenosine threonylcarbamoyltransferase, mitochondrial-like
Exons: 1
Coding region: 419-1639 (406 amino acids)
Biological process (GO): tRNA threonylcarbamoyladenosine modification
Cellular component (GO): mitochondrion
Source: RefSeq, a predicted model, not a curated record